UCUAAUGCCAGCUCCAGUACCUCUUUUUCUUCUUUCUCUACCCCUGACUCCUGUUGGUCCUUCUAAUGAAGGUAUGCUAGAGUAGCCGCCCACGAGCCACAUAUAUCUGUCACGUUUUAUUUUCUUGGUUCUUCCCAGGGUUGGGUUCGACAUCACCAAAACCUGUCCAGGACCGGACAUACACUUUGCACAGAACACGCAUCAGCGUAUAUUUAAAAAAGGACAUCCCUGAGGAUAAAAAUAGCUAUCCUCUAGCCCAUAGUUUGCAAAGCCUUUCCCAGGCUGGAUCUCAUCCUUGAACGUCCGAAGUGUUCCGCGAGGCCGAAGUCACUAUCGCCACUCUAUAGCCUUGGGAGCUGGGGAGGCUCGGCAGACCUGCUGACUGGGAACCGGUAUGGCCCCGACGCUGGGCAGCGGGCAGCGCUGGACGGAAGCUUACAUUGAUGCAGUUAGAAGAAACAAAUACCCAGAAGACAGACCUCCUGAGAGUCAUGACCCCUGUGGUUGCUGUAACUGCAUGAAGGCACAAAAGGAAAAGAAGUGUGAGAAUGAGUGGAAUCAGACCCGACAGGGUGAGGGGAAUGCCACUUAUACUGAGGAGCAAAUGCUUGGAGUACAAAGGAUCAAGAAAUGCAGAAAUUACUAUGAAAUUCUGGGGGUUUCACAAAAUGCCAGUGAUGAAGAGCUUAAGAAAGCUUACCGAAAACUUGCCCUGAAAUUUCAUCCUGACAAGAAUUGUGCUCCUGGAGCAACAGAUGCUUUCAAAGCAAUAGGAAAUGCCUUUGCAGUCCUGAGCAAUCCUGACAAGAGACUCCGCUAUGAUGAAUAUGGAGAUGAACAGGUGACUUUCACAGCCCCUCGAGCCAGACCUUAUAAUUAUUACAGGGACUUUGAAGCUGACAUCACUCCAGAAGAGCUGUUCAACGUCUUCUUUGGAGGACAUUUUCCUACUGGAAACAUUCAUAUGUUUUCAAAUGUGACAGAUGACACCCACUAUUACCGCCGGCGGCACCGACAUGAGAGGAUGCAGACCCGGAAGGAAGAGGAAGAAGAUAAGCCUCAGACUACAUAUUCUGCAUUUAUUCAGUUACUUCCAGUUCUGGUGAUUGUGAUUAUAUCUGUGAUUACUCAGCUGCUAGCUGCUAAUCCCCCAUAUAGUUUAUUCUAUAAAUCGACCUUGGGCUACACCAUUUCUAGAGAAACCCAGAACCUACAGGUGCCUUACUUUGUGGAUAAAAACUUUGACAAGGCCUACAGAGGAGCAUCUCUGCGUGACCUGGAGAAGACGAUAGAGAAGGAUUACAUUGAUUACAUCCAGACAAGUUGUUGGAAGGAGAAACAACAAAAGUCGGAGUUGACCAAUUUGGCAGGAUUAUACAGAGAUGAGCGAUUGAAACAGAAAGCAGAGUCGCUGAAGCUUGAAAACUGUGAAAAACUUUCCAAACUUAUUGGCCUACGCAGAGGUGGCUGAGAGGAUGAUAGUGCUACGCAGGCUGGGGGGUUUGCUACGUGUUACUCUUUAUGUUCCUAAUUCCAUUUUAUAAUACAAAAUUAGGAAAUGAUGAACAUU
Hippopotamus amphibius kiboko is the source of this 1570-nucleotide messenger RNA. It is a transcript of the gene DNAJC18, whose product is annotated as DnaJ heat shock protein family (Hsp40) member C18. Gene Ontology annotation, molecular function: Hsp70 protein binding. Gene Ontology annotation, cellular component: endoplasmic reticulum membrane. Gene Ontology annotation, biological process: cellular response to misfolded protein. Bases 395 to 1471 code for a protein of 358 amino acids. NCBI's taxonomy places the organism in Eukaryota, Metazoa, Chordata, Mammalia, Artiodactyla, Hippopotamidae. The record is from RefSeq and is a predicted model, not a curated record. The transcript has 9 exons.